Trichoderma reesei QM6a is the source of this 1251-nucleotide messenger RNA. RefSeq lists its product as uncharacterized. Gene Ontology annotation, molecular function: RNA 7-methylguanosine cap binding; mRNA binding. The transcript has a single exon. The record is from RefSeq and is a predicted model, not a curated record. NCBI's taxonomy places the organism in Eukaryota, Fungi, Ascomycota, Sordariomycetes, Hypocreales, Hypocreaceae. Bases 1 to 1251 code for a protein of 416 amino acids. Gene Ontology annotation, cellular component: cytosol; nucleus.
AUGGACUUGGAUAUCGAUAUGGACGAUGCGGCCGCCGAUGCCUUUCAAGACGGCAGCGAUAACCACGAGAUCCUCCCGCAAGGCGACGACAUCCUGGUGCCGGACGAGCCCGAAGAGCCGGGCGAGGUAGCAGACGAUGGGCAGCAAAACGAAGACGACGCGUCCACCACCAUUGUCCCUACAAAGAUCCACAUAAAAGGCCUCGACAGCCUACACACGGACGACAUCAAAUCAUAUGUAAAGAGUCACUACGGGACCGUUGACAGGGUGGAAUGGAUCGACGACAGCUCUGCCAAUCUCGUCUUCAGCUCCGAGCCCACGGCCCGCGACGCCUUUGUGGCCCUCAGUGCUAUCGACAUUGCAGAUGCCACGGCUCUGGGCAUUGGAGAAACGGUUCCCGCCAAAGCCUUGGAGGGCCGAUCAGAAAUCUCCCUACAGCUUCGCUUUGCUACUCUAGCCGAUAGGAAGCAGGCUGGCGCCGCGCUUCGCAGCAGAUAUUACCUCCUACACCCGGAGCACGACCCCGAAGAAAGGCGGCGCCGACAGCAGGAGAACCGGACACGAUAUCGCGACCGUGACCGCGACCGUGAACGUGACCGCGACCAUCGUGGUAACGGAGGCAGGCGGAGACGAUACUCGGACGAACAGGUGGAAACGUUCGAGGCAAGCAUGUACGAUGAUGCGCCGCAGCCCUCCAGAGACAGCAGGUCGCCCGAGCGAUCAGGACCGUACGCGCGAGGGAACAACCGCGGCAAGGAGCUGUUUGGCGAUCGCCCAGCACGACGAUCAAGCGCCAGGAGAGGGAGGUCCGCAUCGCCGCGCCGUGACGAUGACGGAGACGCACCCAUGGAUCUUUUUGCCAGCUCGUCUGGUAACAGGACGCAGGCCCGCUCCAUCAAGAGCCGCCUCGCAAGCGAGACAAAGUCGAAAGAGCUCUUCCCUACCAAGUCGACCAACAGAGGCGGGCAGUUGGACCAGCUCGAAAAGGCCAUUGGCUCAGCACGGUUGAAAGAGGAGGACAUGCCCAAGAUUGUGGCUAGGCCAGACGCACCGGCCGGCGAGAUGUUGAAUAUUCGAGGCGUCGCGAAUCAACGCGCUCAGGGCAAAGACGGCGGCUUCUCUAUUAAGGGAGCUGCCGCCAAUGCCCGGGAGUUGUUCCCCGAUAGGUUCGGUUCAGGCAAUGCCGGUAAGGAGCUGCUUGACAUGAAUCGGACAAAACGGAGACAGAGGGCGGAGGACUUGUUUUCAUGA